Molecule: messenger RNA, 1395 nt
Organism: Penicillium robsamsonii
Lineage: Eukaryota; Fungi; Ascomycota; Eurotiomycetes; Eurotiales; Aspergillaceae
Exons: 3
Coding region: 1-1395 (464 amino acids)
Source: RefSeq, a predicted model, not a curated record
AUGACUUCCGAUACAUACUCGUUAAGCGAAGUUAUAAGGGUGGCCGAGAUCCAUCCUUUCUAUAAUUCCGAUCGGAAGUAUCCGCCUAGCCCAGAAGAAAUCCAGAAGGCCCUUCAAAACUCACCGACGGAGCCAAAGAAGACAGACCUUGAUUUGCAACCUUUGCUCAAAAAGGAUGACAUUUAUCGUGUCAUCAAAGAGCUCACAAAUGACACAGAUCCGAGAAAUGAAUACCGGCGCAGCGUGUAUAUCAGUACUACAGGGGGAGGCUCUGGUGGGCUACCACUGAUGUUUGCGACAGACACGAAGGAAAACCGCAAGCACAGGGCAUUGUUUGGAGAAUUUCUGAAGAUCUGCAGAGUCAUUGAGCCAAACGACUGGGUUCUCACAACCCACACGUCAGGGUUCCUUUACAGAUCCCUCGAUCUUAUCAGCGAGAUCCUGGAAAACGCGGGAGCAUCUGUUCUCUGUGCUGGGAGUCGCAUGGAUGCCGCAGAAGUUGUCCGUGCUUUGAUCAACUACCGUGUGAAUGUUUUGACAGGGGACAGUAGUCAAAUAAUCCAUAUUGUUCAUCACAUUUCGACCCUUCCCGCCGAUGAGCGAAGUGAAAUCAAGAUCAACAAAGUGAUUUAUACCUCCGAUUUGAUGACAUUUACCCAGAGAAGCUAUGUUUCGAAGGUACUGGGUGGAGUUAAGAUACUGUCGAUUCUGGGAAGUGCUGAGGCAGGUCCGUACGCAAUCAGCAACCCUGACCUCACCGGACGCUGCACUUCUUCAGCAAGAGACUUUGUCUUUGAUACUCGCACCAUGCUCAUUGAGAUUCUUCACCCCUCUAUUGUCAACGAAGACUCUUCCGUUGGGAGAUUUGGGGGGCAGCCGGUUCCUGAAGGGGAACAGGGAAUCAUUGUCCAGACGUCACUGCAGCGUCUGCGCAAUCCUCUUAUACGGUAUAUAACAGGAGACGUGGGGUCAAUCCAUUCAAUCCCCGAGGCUGCCGCUGGAAUUAUUCCGGAAUCAGAACUGAAGCACUUUCGAGUCCUCCGCCUUGGAGGUCGGGAUCGUCGGUUCAGCUUCAAAUGGUUCGGCGAGUAUUUCAAUUUUGAAGGGAUCGAGAAUCUCAUGCAGAACGAGGGUUCAGGCAUCCUACAAUGGCAAGUUAUCCUGGACUCUUUGGAUUCGUCUCCGCAGUCCACUUUGGAGGUUCGCAUGCUUCGUGCGGCUGCAGGUGAUGGAAUUCUGGAUAGAGAAACUUUUGUGGACUUGGUCGAGACUUUCUUUUUCGUCUUCCCUGAAAAUCGACACCUUUUCAAAGUCAACUUCCUUGAUGACCUUGAGGGAUUUGAGAAAAGCAGCACCGGAAGCAAGAUCAUGAAGCUUGUAAAUAGAUUUGAUUAA